Molecule: messenger RNA, 1647 nt
Organism: Bombus terrestris (buff-tailed bumblebee)
Lineage: Eukaryota; Metazoa; Arthropoda; Insecta; Hymenoptera; Apidae
Gene: Wbp2
Product: WW domain-binding protein 2
Exons: 6
Coding region: 111-983 (290 amino acids)
Biological process (GO): positive regulation of DNA-templated transcription
Cellular component (GO): nucleus
Molecular function (GO): chromatin DNA binding; transcription coactivator activity
Source: RefSeq, a predicted model, not a curated record
CGAGAUAAGUGCGCGUGCGCACUGCGCCAUACUUAUCACUUAUGAAUCAGCUGAUGAAGGAAGAUUGUUGCUGGAAAUUUCAACAGUAUUGAAGAAAACGUUUAAAAAAUAUGUCGUUAAAUACAGCGCACGCUAACGGGGGCGUUUUAAUACACGCCGGAGAAUGCAUAUUAUUAUUUUGUGACAAUGUCACAAUGGAAUUCCAUGGACCAGAACAAGUGGAAUUUGCUGGUACCAAAUAUGGUAGAUUAUACCUGACCACCCAUCGAAUGAUUUUUAAUGCCAAAGAUCUCAAAGAAAGGAUGCAGUCGUUUAGUUUUCCUUUUAUAACAUUAUGUGAUGUUGAAAUAGAACAGCCAAUAUUUGGUGCUAAUUACAUCAAAGGUAAAUGCCGUGCUCAGCCAAAUGGCAAUUGGAUUGGAGAAUGCAAGUUUAAGUUGCAUUUCAAAAGUGGUGGUGCAAUAGAAUUUGGUCAAGCUAUGUUAAGAGCAGCAGCAAUGGCUCAGCGUAAUGGACCAGCAAAUGAUGCUCCACCACCAUAUCAACCACCAACAUCAAAUUGGUAUGCAGCUCCACCACCUGCUUACCAAGCAACACAGACUGGUUAUUAUGGGUGGCUUCCACAAAAUGAUGCAUUUUCACAUACUCCACCAGCAAACAGUGUAUAUAUGACGGAUAUGCCACCUCCAUAUCCUGGUAUAAAUACACCUUAUCAAGGAUAUGCAAACGUACCGCCACAAGGUGCAUGGGGCACUUCCAGUCAACAACCUAAUUGGACACCACCUCAACAAAAUGGAGCACCUGGGUGGGCUAAUCCAAGUUAUAAUGCCCAACCAAUGUCCCAAGCAGAUGCAAAAGCAGCAGAAGCUGCUCAAAGUGCAUAUUAUGAUCCAAACAGACCCCAGUGCGCCUAUGUUCCACCUCCUGCAUACUAUGAAAGUCCACCAAGUUUUCAACAGGCAACAGAGAAAAAGGAUCAGUAGAAAUGCAACCUUGAAGUCUGAAAAUGAUGAUGUAACAUCAGCACAUUGUUCAAUUAGUAUUAUAUGUAUGAUAUGCUGUAUUGCAUAGCAACAGGUAUAUGCAUUCCACUUUAGGUUCUGAUAUAUGUCGUUUUGGUGUGUGUAAUUAAAUGAAACAAUAUUUCUAUCUUUCCUAUGCUAUCCACAAUUUUUAAAUAUAACACGAUAUAUUGUACUUUUAUGCUUCAAAGUAUGCGAGUAUCUAUACUUGCUAUAUCAAUCUGUAUAAACGAUUUAUAAAAAAAAAAAAAUUCUAUCGCGUUGUGUUUUAUGCAAUUAAAUGAAUAUAUAAAAUAAAAGUUGCUAUAUAUGAGUAUGCAGGGAAAGUCAUAUUGAAACACUUUAUCUAUAUUCAUAUAUUUUAUUAAAAAUUAUAGGCUGAAUAUAUUUGUACAUAUACAUACAUAUAUAUAAUUAAAUAUAAAAUAAAUAACAAUUGACCGCCUUCGGUAAAGUUUAUGCAUUAAAUUUACACGAAAUUUCGUUAGCCAAAGCGUAUUUAACUGUAUGUAUCUCUUUAUUGGAAGUAAAAUGUUCUAUAAUAGCUUGUGCUACAUGCAUUUUUAAAUGCAUAUACAUGUAUAAGAAUUCAAAUAUACGAAUACAGAAAUAAUUUUCAAACAUA